AACAACAAAUAUUUAUGCAUACUUUUAAACAACUCCCAAUAGUUUAUCAAGUUCUAUUAAUUUGAAAUCGAUGUCUCCAUAUGCUUGCGAGAAAGUACAAAAUCGAAUUAACAUUUGAAAUAUUUACUAUGGUUACAUAUGUGACAAAUAAUGCAACACAUAAAAAAGAGUGAAAUUAUAAAUACAAAAAGAAAUCAUAUACACAAAGAAAAAAGUGCCAUUAAAAAUAUUAGUGAAGAAAAGACAUUGGCAAACCGACUUCCAAAAGGGCUGGAAAUUAAAAAAAGUCUCAUUCCAAAUGCUGGUUAUGGUGUAUUUGCCACUGAAUUGAUUCAGAUUGGUAGGAAAUUUGGUCCAUUUGAAGGAAAAAAAGUUUCACCAGACACUCUAGUUGAUAGUCUUGACACCCGUUACAUGUGGGAAAUAAUAAAAGAUGGUAAUGUUUUACAUUGUAUUGAUGGAAAAGAUGAACAACUUGGCAAUUGGAUGAGAUUUAUAAAUUGUGCACGUGUUGAGACGGAGCAAAAUCUUAUGGCAGUUCAAUAUUAUGGUGAAAUUUUCUACAAUGUUUAUAAACAAAUAGAUAAAGGUAUGGAACUUCUUGUUUGGUAUGGUGAUCAAUACGCAAAAGAUCUAGGUAUAGAAGUUGACUCAACUAACGUUAAUCACGUUUGCAAGAAUUGUGGAAUAUGUUUUACCAGCGAUGAUUAUCUCAAUUCACAUUUGAGGCGUUGUAAAAAAGGAACUAUAAUGGAUAAUUUGAAAGUUUCAUCAAACAUUCUCAACGUUAACAAUGGUUUUUUUACAGCAAAUAAUACUAACCAAGCUUUUUUAUAUGGUACAUCUGAUGAACCAUUUAAAUGUAAAUAUUGUGAUUACAAGUUUGCAAGAAAAACAAAUUUAACGAUACACGAACUUACUCACAAUGGUGAAGAACCAUUAAAAUGUAGGUUCUGUGAUUAUACAUGUGCUUGGAAAACAAGAUUAACACUGCAUGAACGAACACACACCGGUGAGAAACCAUUUAAAUGUACAUACUGUGACUAUAGAAGUGCUUGGAAAACGAGGUUAAUGAUACAUGAGCGAAUUCACACCGGUGAGAAACCAUUUAAAUGUACUAACUGCGAUUAUAAAUGUGCUAGCAAAUGUCAACUAACAUCGCAUGAACAAAUCCACACUGGUAAAAAACCAUUUAAAUGUACUUAUUGCGGUCAUCAAUUCGCAAAAAAAACCACUUUAAAAAUGCAUGAAAGAACUCAUACUGGUGACAAACCAUUCAAAUGCUCAUUCUGUGAUUAUCAAUCAAUACAAAAUAGCCGUAUAAAAUCGCAUGAACGAGUUCAUACUGGAGAAAAACCUUUCAAAUGUUUCUUUUGUGAAUUUAUUUGUGCGCACAAGAAAAAUUUACAAUAUCAUGAGCAAACUCAUACCGGCGUGAGACCAUAUCAAUGUAGUUUGUGUAAUUAUAAAACCAUGAAGAAAACCCAUUUAGUGCGACAUAUAAGAACUCACACUGGUGAAAAACCGUUCAAGUGCUCUUACUGUGAUUACGAAUGUAUUGAGAACUCGCGAUUAAAAAAACACGUACUCACGCACACGGGCGAGAAACCGUACAAUUGUGCAUAUUGCAAAAUAGGAUAUUCAGUAAAAAAAAGGCUAAAGUUACAUGAACUAACUGAACACACCGACAAGAUAUCAACAGCUGAAGCGGAACUUAAAUCUACUUAGUAUUUUAUUUUUUAAUAUCUUUUUUAUAAAUACCUUAAUUCUUGUGUGAGACCAAGUAGCCCAAGAGUUUUAUUUUAUUUUAACUGUAAUGAAAGAAAGAAAAAAAUGGUUCCUUUGUUGGCGCAAGUUUUCUUUCAAUUUAACUAAAUGUAAUAACUACGAGUUUAGUUAUAUUAUUUAAUUAUAUUUUUUAUUAAUUAAUUUUACUAUA
Molecule: messenger RNA, 1939 nt
Organism: Hydra vulgaris (swiftwater hydra)
Lineage: Eukaryota; Metazoa; Cnidaria; Hydrozoa; Anthoathecata; Hydridae
Product: histone-lysine N-methyltransferase PRDM9
Biological process (GO): regulation of transcription by RNA polymerase II
Cellular component (GO): transcription regulator complex; PcG protein complex; chromatin
Molecular function (GO): protein binding; RNA polymerase II cis-regulatory region sequence-specific DNA binding; DNA-binding transcription factor activity, RNA polymerase II-specific
Source: RefSeq, a predicted model, not a curated record